Molecule: messenger RNA, 1736 nt
Organism: Scatophagus argus
Lineage: Eukaryota; Metazoa; Chordata; Actinopteri; Scatophagidae
Gene: cmklr2
Product: chemerin chemokine-like receptor 2
Exons: 1
Coding region: 1-1080 (359 amino acids)
Biological process (GO): positive regulation of cytosolic calcium ion concentration; inflammatory response; complement receptor mediated signaling pathway
Cellular component (GO): plasma membrane
Molecular function (GO): G protein-coupled receptor activity; complement receptor activity
Source: RefSeq, a predicted model, not a curated record
AUGGAUGAUUCUGGCGAGGACUAUGGAAACUACUCUUAUGAAUACGUCAUGGAGUACGGUGACUUGGAGGAACUUGAAGUAGAGCACAAGCAGAGGGAAACUAUACACAUUAUCUCAGUGGUCAUUUACAUUAUUUCCUUGGUGCUUGGUCUGAUUGGAAAUGGAACUGUGAUUUGGGUGACAGCAUUUAAAAGCAAAAAGACAGUCAACAGUAUCUGGUUGCUCAAUCUAGCCAUGGCAGACUUUGUAUUUUUGCUUUUUCUACCCUUCUACAUUGAUUACAUACUGCAGGACUUCCACUGGGGCUUUGGUGUGGCCAUGUGUAAGCUUAACUCUUUUGUGUCUGUGAUGAACAUGUACGCCAGUGUGCUCUUUCUCACUGUGCUCAGCAUAGACAGAUAUGUUUCUCUGGUCCACCUCAACUGGUCUCAGAGGUAUCGCACUUUAGAGAGGGCCUGGAUCAUGUGUGGUUGCAUAUGGAUGCUAGCCGCCAUCCUGAGCCUGCCUGCACUGAUUUUUCGUGACACCAUGCGCUUUCACAACAAGGUGCUGUGCUUCAACAACUUCCAUACCCACGAUGGACACACAGCAGCCAUGAGGCACAUUACAAUAGUGGUCAUUCGUACCACUGUGGGAUUCCUUUUGCCUUUUACUGCUAUAUGUGUGACGGGCAUCCUUCUGACAUUCAAAGUAAAUCAGUCUGGGGGCUCAGUUCGCGUGUCCAGCUUCUCCAAAACAGUCUCGGCGGUAAUUUUGGCCUUCUUUUUAUGCUGGGCACCUUUUCAUGCUUUUAGUUUGAUGGAGCUAACCAUACAUUCCUCAGUAUACCUACACAACAUACUGAAAACUGGUUUUCCACUUGCCAUCAGCUUUGGCUUUUUUAACAGCUGCAUUAACCCCCUGCUGUAUAUGCUCCUGGGCAAAAAGGUGCGUCAUAUCCUGAAGCGUGCAUGCCUCAAUAUAACUAAGAGUUCACUGAGAGAGCUCAGCCAGUCAAUCUCUGCCACUGAAAUGGAGUCUGUUGCAGGAGUUCACCAAGACAGUGUCCCAGAGCAGUAUGUGGAGUCAUCAUCUCUAUGAUUACAACCAUCUUCAGACUGUAGUAGUUGUCCAUGAAAAGUACAAGGGUAAGACUGGUUAUUACUUAAACCUAAAUGUGGGUGAUUAUCAUGGUUGUUCUUUCCAGCUGUAGUGUAAAGAUUUUUCUAUUUUGUUUCAUUUGGACAGAGUUAUGUGUAAUUACACUGAAUGGAAAAGCUGAGCAGUACUCUGCAUAAUGUGCACAUUGAGUUAGUCUUUUUUCCAUUUAUUUUUUCAUUUGCAUAACCCAAGAGAUUUCCAGAGAUAGAGGCAAGAUGCAAUUAAAAGCUGAAACACUUGACUGUGUUUUGGACUGUUGCUCUGAAAUUAUGAUGGACAUUUUUUGACUAUUCUCUGUAAUUUUGUAGACAAAGAACAACAGACAGAUUAAUCAAUGCUUAUAUUAAAUACAUAUGAAGUACUUUACAGAUUUAGUUUUUGAAGCACAGCAUCUUAGGUUCUUAAAGAUGACACAUGCUGCAUGUAUCACUGUAGUCUAACAUUAUUAUAUUUUUAUACAGUUUUAUACUGGCUGCUACUCGCCUAUUAAUGUAUAUUAAGAUAUUUAAACUAGCUGAGAGUUGUAUAAAUAUUUUAUUGUAAUAUAGUCCAAGUAAACAGCACAUCCAGUAUCUUAAUAAAUGUCUUCUUCUGAA